GUGAUAUUGAUUUCUGUUAUGUAUUGAUUUUCUUUUAAUGGCGAUAAAAACGCAGUGAUUGCAUACUCUUUGAUGGCUAAGUAAAACGUAAAAGUAACUAAAGUCUCUAAAAAAUAUCAGCCUGUUGUAAAAUAUCAAAAUGAAUCGAGAUAAAAAUAAAAAAGUGGAGGUGAUGGCAGAGCUGGAGUCACAGUUUAUACUGCGUUUACCAGAAGAACCUUCAAAAGCUUUAAGAGAAUUGCUUAAAACUGGUGAUAACAUUAAAAAUCGCCUCACCAUCCAAAUUGAAAACGAUAUGAGACAUGGUGAGGUACGAUUCGACCACUGGCUCAUGCACGCCAAGAUUUUUGAUUUACCAACCAUAACCGAAUCUCUUAAAACAAUAGAUAACAAAAGCUUUUACAAAACGGCGGACAUAUGUCAGAUGAUGAUAUGCAAAGAAGAAGCUGAUCAAACUCCAUCGGAAGAAGAGUCACCUACUAAAAAUAAAAAGAAGGACCCAUACAAGGUUGAUAAAAAGUUUCUGUGGCCACAUGGGAUUACCCCACCAACUAAAAAUGUGAGAAAGAGAAGAUUCAGGAAGACUUUAAAGAAAAAGUAUGUUGAAGCACCUGAAAUUGAAAAGGAAGUUAAAAGAUUAUUACGUACCGAUAAUGAAGCUGUCAGUGUAACCUGGGAGGUAAUUAAAGAGGAUGAUGAACAACUUCUGAAACAAGAAACAGUGACACCAGCACCAACCCAAAAGCCAGAGAAAAAGACUAAAGCUAUGAAAAAAGCGGAGAAACAAGCUGCUGCUGCUGCAGCCGCUGCUGCUGCUACAGCUGCAGCUUCAGCUGCUGCGGCAGCAGCAGCUGCUGCAGUGGCAGUCAAAACUACGCCAGUUACAUCAACUAUAACAUCAGCAGUUUCAUCAACAACUACAUCAGCCACACCAAAUGAAGCAGCAACAACAACAGCAGAUAUUUCAAAUACUGAAUCUUCCAAUGUUGUAGAUAUAUUUGGUGGAGCUCUCAGUGACAGUGAUAUUGAAGAUGGUAAUAUCAAUGUUGAAUUGGAAGAUAGUCAUCUAACUGCAUUUGACAGCCGACUAUCCGAUAACUGCUCAAUGCCUGGACUUGGUGAUAUUCAUAAGAGGGACAACUAUCCUAUUGAAUUUGAGUCACAAAUGUUCCAAUCCUCACACAGUGGUCAUGGAAAAAAGAAGUCAAACAAAAGUCGCACAUCUACACCAGCAACAUCAACAAUAACUAGAAGUGGUGGACUGUCUUCGGAAGAGGAUGGAGACUAUCACUCCCGAGAUAUGUCUAAAGAUAAUAUGACCUUUAGAAUUGAACAAUUAAGGACCGAGUUAGAAGAGUUGAAGCAGCGUAGACAGCGAACCCAACAUGAAAUUGCAGGCAUGGAGAACUUAGCCUUGAGGCAACGUUUUCAAGAUAUAUUACACACCUUGAAUCAAGAUGUAAUGUAUAAAGAGAUGGAAUAUCAAGGCCUUAUAACAUUGCAGAAUUCUGAAGAUAUAUGAGGAACAUAUUUUAUCUAAAUUUAAAGAGUACACUGUUUUUACUCUUUCAAUUUGGAUAAAAUACUCUUUGAACAUUUUUAAUAUUUUUGGGUUUAUGAUUUUUUAUUAUUUUGAUAAAUUAUUUUUGAGAAGUGGAGAAUCUUUUAAGGAAUAGAUAUUUCUGAAUAACAAAUUAAAGAAAAAGACUUAAUCUUAUACUUUUACUAUUGUAAUUUUACUGCUUUUAAAUUUAAGUAAUGUAUUAUUAAAUAACAUAUCUGAAUGAUUUGAAAGUAUAUAUAUGUACUUGUCUGUACACAAUAUAGUUAGGUUAGGUUAGAUACAAGAUGUAACAAUUUAUUAAAAUUGUUGCACCGAAGCAACUUCUGUUCUAUAAUUGAUUUAAUUUUAAAUAUUGGUUUAUAACAAUUUCAUAUAAUUGUAAUUUUAUUUAUUAUAUUUUUAACUUGAUAUACUAAAAUAUGAACUUUCAAUAUUAUAUUAUGUAAUAUGUAUGUAUACAAAUACAUUCAAUCAAUAAAUGGAUAGUUUUUAAAUCAUGUAAUUGUACAGAAUUGCAUUAAGUAUUUUAUAUAAAAUAGGUUUAUUAUAAAUAAAUCAUUCUUUUAAAAAUAAUUGAUAAGCUUUUAAGCACUUUAAGGUAUAGUUAUUUUAUAUAAUUUUACUGAAAAAUAUUUUAUUUUAUUUUAAAUGAAGUGUAUAUUUUAAAUUGGAAUAUUUAUGGAUAUUUUUUUCUUUAUUUUUUUUUAUUCAUAGUAAUAUUAAUGAUUAAUCUUAAUGUAAUGUAUUGUAGAUGCAUUUAAUAUUUGUAUUCUAUUUGUGUUUACGCACACUUUUACUUAUAUCAUUAAAUAUUAUCAUCGUUAUUUCAGUCGGAAGAUGUUUAAUGCUGGACAUAAUCUUCCUCCAAAGAACUCCACAACAGUUGGUCUUGCGCUACUCACAUCCAAUACCUUCCAGUGGCAUUGGCAAAUCGAAGGUCAGUGAUGUACUCGUCAUUGAUAUUGAUGCUAAAUCUUUUCCAGUCUAGAAACUUGAAGACAUCCUUAAAAGCAGUGGUGAACAGUUUCGGAGAUAUAACGUCUCUCUGUCUUAUGCCUCGCUUGAGUUGAAUUGCUUUCGAGUUCAGAUCUUGGAGUCGGAUCGGUGACGUUCUCAUACAGACACUUUGGUUUAGAGUGGCUGGAAGUCGUCAAACUUGCGCUUGAGACGAUUCGUAAUAACUCUCAAAAACAACUUGUAAACAUGGCUCAGAAGUGAGAUGGGUCUGUAAUUUUUCAAAAAGAUAAUGUUGCACUUUUUGAAGACGAGCACUACUGUGCCAUGGAAAUGGCGUUGGACCAUCAAGUAUGAGUUAAAUAACUUAACCCGCCUUCAGAAGCUCAGCUUUCACUCCAUCUUCACCAGGUACCUUGGUGUUUUUGAGUUGUUUGAGAGCUAUUUUAAUCUAAUGGAUAAAUGUAAUCCGGGAUACCUUCAGUAUAAAGCUGGGUUAGUUACUUGCUCUGGGAUCUAAAAUACUGACAAGUGACUGCGUAGACGUGUACGUGUAUCCAUAGAAAUUCUCGUCCUCUCCUAACAACUCGGGUUUAGACGUGACGAUUCUGCCAUAAUCAGUCUUCAGCUUCAUAAGUUGGCUCUGCCCAAUAGACAUAUUUCUUGCAAACACUUUGGAGCCAUUGUUCCGCUCGAUGCCUUCUUUAAUACGACUUAUAUUUAAUUGGCGUGUGUCUCGAGUCAAAAAAUUCGAGAUCUGUCUAUUGAGCCGCCGGUAUCAUCAUGGUAGCAUCAUCUGUAGAUUUCAGAAUCAUUUUCCAUCUUUCCUGCAUGAGCCACUGGGUAGAAUCAGAGAUAUUUUUGGUUUAAUUUGUACAACGGGUCUUGAAGGACUUAGGCCCAGCUUUAUGGACAGCUUCAACAAACCUGUCAUUGUAUGCGUCGGGUUUCCCGCAUUCUGCUCGGAUUUCGAAUCUGUUUUGUAAUCGGGAUGAUAUGCCAUAAUCGCCACGCUUGGCAGGCGAGUUAGCGAUUGCAGUAAGGUGGUCAUAGUACUCAAAGAUACACCGCUGCUCGUUUUCCGGUAAAUAUUUCCUCGGGACGACUUUUACGCCCCCCAUGGGAUGAGAUGGGGUAGUUAUUAAAUAGCAUGGGCGUAAAUAGAGUAAUUCUAAACUUGGUAGGUAGGGUUUUAUGCAAUGUCUUGGUAGGUUCCAUCAACUCAUCUGUCUUUCAAAAAAGUACUUUGAUGUAUUUCUGCUAGUACGACAAGUGAGCCAGUCUUAUGACAGGGCCAAGUGCCAUAACAUCCUAGGUCUCAUGAUUGGCGGCCAGUUGAUAGUGUCAACUGAGCCAUUGGCACUGUUUUCUUUUCCACUGGCAACCAUUCCUUACACUGUCAAGUAAUGUUACUUAUUAGUUAUUUGUUAGUGUGAUUUAUUGCUCUUGAUAUUUUUAUAUUCAUUUUGUUAAAGCGUUAACAUUUAUAGACGAUUUACAACACCAAUUAACCUAUAGUCGUUUCAAAAAAAAAACUCAGUACUAAUAUUAGUAGUUUUAUUAAAAAAUUGCUUUAAUCUUAGCUAUAGCAUAGUACGGAAGAUAUUCUACUAUCUUCAUAAAUCGGAAGAAUCCUUUAUUUAGUAGUAUUUUAAAAACUUUCCCCCCCUAAUAACAUAUUUGUGUGUUAGUUGGUAAGUUAUAAGGUUUUAAACCUUUUGUCAUAUUUAAAUGUCUACAAAAAAGUUUAGGAAUUAAGAUUUUAAACUUUCUGUCAUAUAUAAAUGUCUACAAUAAACUGUAGAAUUUAAGAUUUUAAACUUUUUGUCAUAUAUAAAUGUAUAUCAUAUACUGUAGAAAUUAAGAUUUUAUCAUUAAUCAGUGUCUAUGUUAACAGUGGCGGAUUUACACCAUUUUAAAGUAAAGGCUAAGCCUAUUUUAUUCACUACUUAACGUGCAGUGAAAGAGGGAAAAAAAAACAAUAUCUGAAUGUCUUGGUCUUUGUGCUGCUAUAGAGAUAAAUGAAAAAAAAAAGGUUUCUAAAUUUAUUCUUGACCGUCCCCAAAUCUACUCAGCCUGGUUAAUCCACCACUGAUGGUAAAUUAAUUAUUAUAGGAUAAAUUUUCCUAAUAAUGUAGUAUGUGAUAAAUAUCUGUUUAUCUUUUUCUAAUGUUUUAUGUAAUUCUAAUAUAAAUUUUAUCUAGAUACCUAUACAUUUUUAAUUUUAUGAAUUUUAUUGAUUUAGUACCUACAGAUUUAUUUUUAUUGUUAGUGUAUAAGAUUACAUUGUAAUAAAAAAAUAAAGUAUUAGAUGAAA
Molecule: messenger RNA, 4835 nt
Organism: Vanessa tameamea
Lineage: Eukaryota; Metazoa; Arthropoda; Insecta; Lepidoptera; Nymphalidae
Product: transcription initiation factor TFIID subunit 7-like
Exons: 1
Coding region: 140-1522 (460 amino acids)
Biological process (GO): RNA polymerase II preinitiation complex assembly; transcription initiation at RNA polymerase II promoter
Cellular component (GO): transcription factor TFIID complex
Molecular function (GO): RNA polymerase II general transcription initiation factor activity
Source: RefSeq, a predicted model, not a curated record